GUAGUUUCAUCAAGCAAACACUUUUCACGAAACUGUGAUGGUUUCGCACUUAGCAACGGGGGUUUGAACAAACCUGUUAUAAAAACCAGGUUCGAAACUGGCUCGAUUUUCAGUUCAACAACGUUGAAACUAGGUUCGAAGCUAGCUUCAAACAAACGGUUUGACAGCAGUUAGGUUGGAAACUGGGUUAGGUUUGGCAUCAAGCGAAAACGACAUAUGCCUGAAUCUACUGCUUUGCAUGGUUUGCUAUGUUUAUUAUUUUCAACAGGCGAUAUUUGUUUGCGUGCUGCUGUUGAUACAAACACAAAAAAACCGCAAAUAUGUGUGCGCACUCUACGCGGUCAGCUUUCAGUAAGUGAUAAGGUUUUUAAUAGACUGAUAAAGCGCAUCGAUUGGAUCGUCGUUUUGAGAGUGAUAAAAGAUUCCGGAGCAAUCACAAUUCAGGCCAUUCCCUUCCACAGUUUCAGUUCGUUCGGUUCAGCUGGUGAUUUGAUCUAGUAGACCUAGAAGUUUAUGUUAAAAGAAAACUUCAUACUCGAUCGAAAACAUUUGUUUAUUUUGCAAAAUUGCACAGGCGCUUCCUUAAAUCAUGAGUAACUCAUCCAAAGAAAUAAAUUUGUCUGCGGAACCUGAUUCCGCGCCAUCACCUCAACCCAGUAAUCGCGAUGCUAGCACGGCCACUUUGCAAACCGGUAAAAGUUCGCGUGGAUCUACGCAUGCCGAAGGAGUGAGUCUGACCCAGGACGGGUUUGGAACCGUGAAAGAUCCUGUGACGGGCGUUGUGCAGCCCGUAAAACGAUUCACAUGGAACAACAACAACGGAAUGUCGGUUCAGGUAAUUUCCUACGGUGCCAUCAUAACGUCCAUGAAGGUCCCCGGAAACGAUGGUACUGUCAGUGACGUGGUACUCGGAUUCGACAGUGUGUCCGGAUAUCAGAAAGCAAAUAAUCCCUAUUUUGGAGCGACAGUUGGUCGCGUUGCGAAUCGUAUAGGAGGUGGCCAGUUUUCCAUUGACGGUGUCGAGUAUCAGGUUUCUAAGAACUGGGAGAAUCGUCACCAGUUGCACGGUGGUUUUGUAGGGUUUGACAAAUUUAACUGGACUUCGCAUGUGGAGGGAACCGUUGUGACGUUGAGUCACGUCAACAUGGAUGGCCACGAAGGGUAUCCGGGAACGGUUCUAGCGUCAGUGACAUAUGAGUUGAAAGAUGAUAAUCGUUUUGUGUGUGUCUUCAAGGCAAGUUCCAGCAAACCUACGCCGAUCAAUCUUACUAAUCAUUCCUAUUUCAACCUAGCGGGACACAACACCGGACAUGAAGAAUUGUACAGACACAUAAUUUCAGUCAAUGCCGAUCGGAUUACCGAAACGGACGAGGAUUCAAUUCCUACUGGGAGAUUUAUAUGCGUUGGUGGUACCCCGUAUGAUUUGCGAAUUCCCCGUGAAUUGGGACCCGCUAUGGCUCGUGCAACCGGCGAAGGUUUCGAUAAUAAUUUCUGCAUUACCAAGGGCACGGAACAGCAGUUAACUUUCACUGCCAGAGUCGUUCAUCCGCACUCCGGCAGAGUUUUGGAAGUUUAUACCGACCAACCGGGAGUUCAAUUGUACACCAGUAAUUUUAUGCCGGAUCCAAACCACAAUAUUCGUCCGAAGGUGACUAACGCACCGGAUCACUAUGAGGUGACCCAUUUGGAACCGGUCGUUCCGGCAUUGUCCGCUGAUCCACCGAUUCACGGUAAGGGAGGUGCACGCUACUUCAAGCAUGGAGCGUUCUGUUUGGAAACUCAGAACUUUCCGGACGCCGUCAAUCACGAAAACUUUCCAAAUUCGAUACUGUUCCCUGGUGAGACCUACAGCCACGAAGUGGUGUACAAAUUCGGACUCUACGAAGCAAGUGAAAGCAUGGUCCUGCACAUUGCCUAAGCAAACACGGGAGUUCAUUAUAGGAACAUUUUUUAUCAAUUGUUAAAUAAUAAAGCAUUUAUUUUACGUUUCCUCUCA
Molecule: messenger RNA, 1996 nt
Organism: Malaya genurostris
Lineage: Eukaryota; Metazoa; Arthropoda; Insecta; Diptera; Culicidae
Product: galactose mutarotase
Exons: 3
Coding region: 590-1918 (442 amino acids)
Biological process (GO): beta-D-galactose catabolic process via UDP-galactose, Leloir pathway; glucose metabolic process
Molecular function (GO): carbohydrate binding; aldose 1-epimerase activity
Source: RefSeq, a predicted model, not a curated record